This is a messenger RNA of Fusarium fujikuroi IMI 58289, 1686 nucleotides long. RefSeq names its product related to hsp70 protein. The transcript has 8 exons. The coding region runs from base 1 to 1686 and encodes 561 amino acids. Lineage: Eukaryota; Fungi; Ascomycota; Sordariomycetes; Hypocreales; Nectriaceae. The record is from RefSeq and is a predicted model, not a curated record.
AUGCCUUCUUUUCAGACCCCAAGUAAGCUUGUCGUUGCUAUUGACUUCGGCGAGACAAAUUCUUCAGUCUCUUACGCUUUUCUGCCUGAAGGAGUCCGCCCAGAAAGCCCUCAUCUGACCGUCAGGGCAGUUCAGAAUUACCGAUAUGAGAUCUCAAUGCGAAGAGGGAAUUCGAUGUGCUUGGAAGUCCCGACACUGAUGCGAUACCCCAACGACUGGGUUUUUCAAACUCUCGAUGAGCUAAGGAGCGAACCACCAGGUACUAGUCUUCCGGAGAAUGACCGAGUACAAUUGGGAUUCCAAGUGCAGCAUUAUAUGACAAAGGUCAUGUCACAUUCGGACAAGACAUGCUCUCUGCUGUAUGGGUUUAAGAACCUUAUGAAUCAAUCAGAAAGUCACGAGGUUCAGAACCGCCAUCUCGUCAAAACUCUCCGCAGACUGUCCCAGAAUCAUUCAUGCUCAAGGGAGAUCUCUAUUCACGACAUGGUGCUCUUGGUAACCAUUGACUACCUAACAAACUUGCUCAGUCACGCCAAGACUGAGAUUACAGGGAGCACCAAUAUUACUUCUACAGAGUUGGUGAUUUGUGUCCCAGUGAUUUGGAGGCAAAAGGCACUCCGAGGUAUCCAAGCCUGUGUUGCUAUUGCUGCAAGGCGUGUCAAUUUCCUGGGUGUUGACUUCGGUAACGACUGUGUCACUCAAGUGUUUAUGAUAACAGAGCCAGAAGCUGCAGCUACGUGGCUACUCUCUAAUCGUUUGAUAGUUGGCGACGGAGACGUUUUCACGAUUCUUGACGCAGGCGGAGGCACUUGCGAUGCCUUGACUUAUACUGUCACGCGCAGUUUGCCUCUUCGACUCGAGAGACAACUGGUGCAUCAUAGUGUUAAGUCGCCUAUACAUGUUGGUAAUACAUGUGGCUCCAAUGCACUGAACGAUGCGUUCCGGAGACUCCUCGAGAAUCUGCUUGCAGACCACGACUAUUUGAACGAGGGCGGCGCAACCUUAGAAGGCCACAUGUACAAAUUGGCAAUUCAUGACUUUGAGCAUCAUGUCAAGCCCGUUUGGGUUGUCUCUCAGAACAACCAAGAUUACCAACUUGAGGUCCUCGGGCUUCGGUCCAACCCUGGCAGUCAACGACCUUGUACUAAUCGAUUGACAAUCCAAGCUGGAACCUUGAACAACAUCUACCAACAUGUAUGUGAAGAGGUGUCUAUGCUUAUGACGAAGCAGCUCCAUGCCAUAGCACAGCUUGGCCUGAAGACCGGCAAAGUCGUCUUGGUUGGCGGCUUUGGGGAAUCAGCCCCUUUACGAAGUCAUCUCCAUGAGGCGCUGGCAAACUUCGACGCUGCCCACGAUUCCAAUGCUCAGCUAUAUGUCGCCGACGAGCAUGAGCGGGUCAAGAUAUCCCACCACAGUUAUCUACACGAGCAUAACAAAGACGCUCAGAGAAUAGGGACCCUCAAGACAGAUGUGGCACAUCUACUACACCCGCACUUCCUGGUCAAGAAUGAGGGGGCCCAGGGCCCUAGUUGCGAUGAUGGUAGAAAUUUGUACUGGAAGUUCCCUUAUGAGUUGGUGUUGACUAUCGACGGCUUAAACAUGAAACAUGUUCAAGCUUUCGAGGGGCAGGAGAUUGGGGCAAUGAGGGUGGAAAUCGCACCGGGAUUCGCACCAGGGGCCAAUUGA